Messenger RNA from Zeugodacus cucurbitae (melon fly), 4256 nucleotides. RefSeq names its product Leucine-rich repeat protein SHOC-2 (gene wdp). The transcript has 5 exons. Bases 1328 to 3496 code for a protein of 722 amino acids. The record is from RefSeq and is a predicted model, not a curated record. Lineage: Eukaryota; Metazoa; Arthropoda; Insecta; Diptera; Tephritidae.
UUCAGUGAAAAUUGAGUGGAAAUAAAAUGUGUUGUUUUUGCAAAAAAAAAAAUAAAAAAAUAAAAAAAAAAUUUUGUUUGUCGUCAGAUUUGAAGAAAAAAAGAUACAAUAAAUUAUUUUUAUAACCAUUUUUUUGCUUUGUUUUUGUAUUUUGUAUUUGUGCUGCUGUUUGCUACUGAUCAUUCGGUUUUUUGCUUCGCAACUUUUUCGCAUUGUUGUUGCGGGCGCUUGAUAUUUGCGACAGUCGCGCAAACAUUUUGACAUUCGUUGUUGUUUUGGCUGUGUUUUCAAUUCAAAAACAAAAUACAAAAAUAUGUAAAAAAUUUAUUGAGACAACAAAAAAUUAACUCAUCUCGGCGGUUUGUCCUUACAUUUUGGCUUUUAUUGUUUUGCGUUCGUUUUCGGUGUGCCAAUGUUGUUGUUGUUUUGUGUGCUGUUGUUAUUGUUGUCACCGCAUCAGCCACCAAGUGGCAGCAACACCCAUUGAUAUCGGCGACAUAUGGCUGGCGCAGUCAGUCGUUUGUCGCUUUUGAAACGCGCCGCGUCGCCGCUGUGAAGUGUUUUGUGCGUGGAAAUCAACCGUCUAAUAGGCGCAUAAAAUCUUCUACAGCCACACUAACUAAAUGCAGAAUAAGCACACAAGCAGAUACAUUAAAAUGUUACAAAAACUCAGAUGUGCAACAAAAAAACCACAAAAAUCCCACCAAAAACAAAAUAAUAAUAAAAACACGCCAACAACAACAAAUUAUACAUACAUACAUACAUAUAUAACGUACUCGAUCAUACCUACAUAUGCAUGUGGACCUGCUAACAACGAGUGCGGAUUAAUAAAACCUCAAUUAAGGCAAUAAUAUUUGCUUAAAACUACUGAGAAAUAUAAAUAGAAUUGUGCGAGUCAAUGCUAAGUGUUUGACAAAAACAACAACAAACACCGUGUAAUAGUUUCUAAUUAAACAAGUAAAGAAAGUAGAAGGAAACCUCGUCAUUGUGACACACAAAAACAAAGCAAAAAAAAAAAUAAAAAAUAUAUUUUCUAAGCAGUUUAAGCUGUAAAAAAAAGUAAAACAAAAACGCGCUCAUCUAUAAAAAAAAAAGCUACCAAUUACCGGGUGAGAAGGAACUUGAUUAGCUGACAGCUGAACAUAAAAACGAAAUUCGUCUCGGACUUUUCGCCGUUAUAAAGCUACUUUCACUAAAGUUCGCAACAUAAUCAGCUGAUUCGUGCAUCAUUACCUCUCCUCCGCUUACUGUUAUCUACGCCCAGCAGCUCCACUUGGGCGCUUUCGAACCAGUUGCUGCCGUACCUAGUCACUAGAAACACAACACAAUGCAGCUCUUACGUACACACUCCGGAGCGCUAAAGCUUCCGAUAAUCUACGCUUCUUUGCUUUUACUCUGCUGUCUACUCGUUGAAGGUACGCCCGCGCCUAGCAAAGAGGCAAUUAGUACGGUAAAUGCUACCGCCACAACUGACAGCAACAACCAAUACAACUGCCCAGCUGAUUGUCAAUGCGUUUUGACGCAUAACACACACACCCCAAUGUUGCAUGCGAAAUGCACCAGUUUGGAGGGUUUACGUCUAUAUGAGGCCAAAGAAUCAUCACUGCCCAUACACUCGGUGGACUUGUCUUACUUGAAUUUGAAACGCUUGUCACACCCGCUGGAGCGGUUACCCAGCGUCACCUCCAUCGAUCUGUCGCACAAUGAACUGCACGAAUUCGGUCAUUUGGGGCGUCGCAUUAAGAAGUUGAACCUCAAGCAUAAUCGCAUAACAUCGAGCAAAUUGUCCAAACUGCCGGCGCAUGUGCAAGUUCUGAAUCUACAACAUAAUGACAUCACAUAUUUGCCAUUGGAUUUGACACGUCUGUCAAAUUUGGUGACACUCGAAUUGAGUCACAAUCAAAUCAAUUGCUCAUGUGAAACAUUGGAGGUGCGCAAUUGGCUGCAGGAGCGUCAUGUCUUCAUGGAACACGCCGUCACCUGUACGUAUCCCGUCGAAGUGAAAGGUAAGUCAUGGUUGCAGGUGAAACAGUCCGACAUUUGUGAGCAUGAGAAGAACGGACGCCUCAACGAUGAGGAGGACAAUGAACUGAUGAUGGGCGAUCAACCAGUUGAAGGUUCCGGUGAUCAGGACGAUGAGGAUGAGUUGGGUAAAGCUUUCAUCCCACUCGAUAAAGCAAGCACAGCGAAGACAAAUGUCGCACAACUCGAUACUGUUGAGGGUUCAGGCGAUUUGAGUGAUGUCAAUGCGCCUGUGAACUUAGCUAUGACUACAGUUUUGCCAGCCGUGGAGAGUUCGCAAGAACAUGUAACCACCGAUGCGCCACCACAGCCAAUCGAGCAGGAGGAAGAGGAUGAUGAUGGUUCUGGCAGCGGUGCUGGCAUACUCAUCAUACCCAGUAUUGCACGUGACCGCUUGAUCACAGAUGAUUUCGAUACACCCGAUGAGGAUGACACCGAUGACGCAUUCGACAGUAAGCCAGUGGAGGAGCCCAAACCCGAAGAGGAGGGUGAACAAAAGGAAUCAGCUGAUAUUUUCGGCGCCGGUAUGGGCAUAUUCGAUACUGAUGAAAGUGGUGUGAAAAACGCACAAGCUGCGGAACCUGUUACAGAGGAAGCCAUUGUACCGGUUGUACACCACAACGUGGAGGCCGAGGGUGUGCCCGAUGUAAGUACUGAAGGUACAACGAAUGGUGAAUCAAGCGCCGUUCUGACCGCAAACGUGGCUGGCGAACAGAAGGACGACAGUAACGCCACAUAUUUCCUAUUGGCCGUACUCGGCUUCAUUGUGGUCGGCUUGAUACUCUAUGUGGGCAUCAAGCGCUGCAAGCACAGUCGCAAUGCCGCACACGACGCUGAGAAUCCACGCCAAACCGAAUUACUCGACAUGGAUAAAAAGAAUUUGGGCAAACCGUUGCGUAACGGCAACGAACAUGCGCCACUCAUUGGCGAUCAAACCAAAUCUGAUCUCGCGAAACCGAUCAACGGCACCGGCCAAAAGAAACCCUACGACGCGAGCGAUGUAAAAGAUGGUCCCGGCCAACAACAACCACUGCUGAAUGGCAGCAAUGGCACAUCGCCAAACGAUCAAGUGAGCAAAGAGCAAGCAGCACCAGUGUCAGAGGCAUCCGCACCACAUGAAUACCAUCCGAUCACACCGCGUUACCCCACACCGAAGUCGCCACGCGCCUCCAAAUAUGCACAAUACCCACAAGAGGGUGCCGAACACAACAACAACAAUAACAACGAUGAUAGUCAUCUACCUUCGUCGCCGAAGCUGGGACGUUACUCGCCAGUGUACUCACCCGAAACGGGACGUGUCAAGAUCAAGUUGACCGAAACCCCCCGUCCCAAGACACCGAUGUUGGUGACACGCAGCAAAUCGAAUGCGGGUGAUAUCAUAACGACGCCUGUAGCGGCAACGAACGGCAUCGAUAACAGUCUGUCUGUGCCCGGUGUGCAUGCGCCGACGGCGACGCUGGUGAAUGGCCACUAAGCGGUGUGGCGUGACGCGAUGCGAUGCAUUGAAAAGUGUGCCGAAAGCGAGCCGAACACGAGUGUGCUGCCGCGUACGCGUCGAAACGGUGCUAAACGAACUAAAUGCUACUAAAUUAAAUUUUUAAUGAAAUACAAACAACUAAAAAUGAAGAAAAUACAAACAUCUGGCAGCGCGAAUUGUAUAGGAAAAGAGACUUUGGAAGUUUUUUUUUACAAUUGAGGUGAGAAGGAAGGGUUGAGGUGUUAGUCAAAUGAACUAGUUUAUAAGUAGGUUCAUAAACGUUUUACUGACGAUGUGACCACUUUGAGAUCGUUAUUAAGUAGCUGGUUGAAGUUAUAAAUAUAAUAUUGUGGUAAUGGUGUCUGAGCUAUGACCUUCAUUGGAGUUUUUUUUUUGGCGUGAGAGCUUAGUAUAUAUAUUAAAUUAUUUUUUAAAUAUUUCACAGUUAUUUUCAAGUCUGCACUUUCAAAUAAUUUAUUGUUAUCUUUUAUUUUGUAAACAUACUUUUAUUAACCACUGUAACAUAAUAAUUGUAAAUCUAUUAAGAAAAAAGCGGAACACUUGUGCCAAGAAAUAGUGCCUUAGAUUAAAGAAAUCUUUGUUUCAAAAUAAGGUACAACAACAAAAUAUUAUUAAAUAAGAUAAAUAAAGAAAUUAUAAAUAUUAAAUAGUUUACUAAGCUUCUAAUGAAAAUAUGCACAUAUUCUUAUAUAUUCUCGUAAAUAUCGCGCAGACAUUAUAACCAAACUUGCUUAAG